UAUUUAACUUCGUUAUAAUAGUUUCGCUUUAGUUACUGUCACUACUGGUAUUAUUGCUUCCACUUUUAAAUUUUAGUUAAGCGAAAAGGGAACUAAACUACUGUUUCGCGAUAAAAGAUCCCGUUUAACGUUAUUGGAUGGCAAUCGGCAGACGACCUUACUCAAUUUCUGCACCUACGUUCAGUGGGUUCCCGGAAGUGAAGUGAUUGUCGCACAAUCCGGCAACACCCUUCAUGUGUGGUGCGUUAGUGAGAAUUAUAUUAUCAAAAUGCUGCAAAAGUACAAUCCAUCUUUACCUGAUCAAGUUACUACAGUUCCUAUUAAAGGAGAAGUCGAAGGUGUUCUACGUGAUGCUGAAAGAACAGAGGUUAUCGUUCAGGUAAAGAUGUUCAUGGAAGAAUUUCAUUACACAUUGAAUGCACUCAGAAUGUUUCUCAUCUACAAUUCGUUCGAACUCCUCGUCCAUCUCGCCGUUAUCUGCGAAAAUUUGUUCUAUGCAGAAUCCAAUGCAAAGGUGGCUUACGAACUUGACAAUGUUCAAAUUGAUUUUGCAUCAGCAAUUGACGCUGGAGAUCUAGAUAAGGCUGCUGCGUUUCUUGAUCAUUAUAAUGUGGACGACUCAUAUACACUUUGGAAUAAAGUCGGUCAAUUGGCUUUGGAACAAAACAACUUCUUCAUCGCACAGCGAUGUUUCGCAGCACUUGGGGAUUUUGCUCGAGCUGUGGCUGUGUUUAGAAUUAUGGAGUUGGCUGAGUUAACGGCCAAGGAACUUGGUGGUGAUGGAAUGCAAUCGUACAAAGUUCGAGCUCGUGUUGCACAGCUGAUGCGAAAAUUUAAGGAGGCGGAGAAGAUUUAUGUAGAACAGAAUGCCAUCGAGGAAGCGAUCGAGAUGUAUCAGACACUUCAUAAAUGGGAUGAAGCGUUGGAACUAGCGAAAGCCACAAACUACUCCGGUUAUGAACAACUCAAGGCGAACUACUAUCGAACCUUAUUCGACACUGGACAGGAUGCUAAGGCAGCAGAGGUAGUUCAAUUAAAAAUUGCCGAUGGUGAUGUCACUGGCGCCGUUCAUCUAUACAUCAAGGCUAAACAGCCUGUACAAGCACUGGAAACUGCUCUUAACGAUUCUUCUCUUGCAAACGAUCAUUCGUUGAUGACGUCGAUUGGGUCACAGCUUGUGCAAUCUCAGAUACUGGACAAGGCAGGCUCUAAGAUAGCCGGAGAGCUCUAUGAACAUAUGAAGGAUUUUGAAAAGGCACUUGAAUGCUAUACAAAAGGAAAAGCCUUUGGCAAAGCCGUGCAGCUUGCUCGUUUCUCGGCUCCAGAAAAAGUUGUGACAUUAGAAGAGCAAUGGGGUGACCAUCUGGUAUCUGAAGGGCAACACGAUGCCUCCAUCAAUCAUUUUCUAGAGGCGAACAGCCUUACAAAGGCAGCUGAAGCCGCUAUACAAGCCAGGGAAUGGGGAAAGGCAGUGCAGAUUGUAGAUGUUAUUCAGGAUUCUACAUUAUCUAGUGAUUUAUAUGGUCGGAUAGCUGCGCAUUAUGCGGACACUGACGAACUUGACAGAGCUGAACGACUGUAUCUUGAAGCGAAUCUUCAUAAGGAAGCCAUUGCCAUGUACAUAAAGCAUAACCGAUGGGCAGACGCAUAUCGAGUAAGUGAUAACUAUAAAACAAAAUUAUUUGUCUCCAUUGGUAUGUCAAAUCGUGCCGUGCUGAUGUACAAAAACGCUGAACGAAACGAUGACGUCAUUCGACUUGUUGAAAAGUACCAUGGGGAACAUCUACAGGAUACUCAUAAGAGACUUGGAAUGGAGCACGAAGAACGCGGUGAUCUGCGUCUUGCUGAAGAAGAAUAUUUGAGAGCUGGAGAUAUUAAGGCUGCUAUCAAUAUGUAUCGUGAAAAAGAGAUGUGGACGGAAGCACAUCGUCUAGCAAGAACUGAGGGAGGUGAACAAGAACAAAAGCAGGUUACAUUACUUUGGGCAAAAAGCCUUGGUGGUGAGGCUGGUGUGAAGCUGCUUAACAAGUACGGAAUGCUUAAUGAAGCUAUUGAUCACUUCAACAAAAUCUCAUUACCACGACGAAUCUCGAGUUUCAGAACGUUUGAUUUCGCAUUCGAACUUGCUCGCCUUGGCGCAAAGGAAAGAUUGCCUGGGGUUCAUAUGCGUAUGGCGGUACAAAUGGAAGAAGAAGGUCGUCUUGACCAAGCUGCUCAUCAUUUCAUAGCAGCUGGAAAGCCGGUUGAAGCGGUUGGAAUGUACAUUCAUGCAUGUGACUGGAGAAAUGCUGAACAAAUAGCUAAGUCAUUUUUAAGAGAACAUGCUCCAGAAUCGUUGCCAGAUGUUUUCAUCGCUGAAGCUCGUAAAGCGUUGGAAGACGAGGACAACACCCGUGCGGAAAGUUGCCUUUUGAGAGCAAAUCGACCAGAUAUCAUACUUAAAUUUUAUCGAGAGAACGCCAUGUGGCCUGACGCUUUGCGCAUAGCUAAAGAAUACUUACCCCAUCAAUUACUACAGUUACAGGAAGAAUUUGAGCAAGUUGAGCUUCUGGGAGGUGGGCGUGGCGUGAAUUCAUUACUAGCACAAGGUCGCGCUUUCGAAGAACGGCGAGAAUGGGCUAAAGCUGUACAAGCCUAUCUGAAAAUAAAUCACUCCACUACGAAUGACGAAUCGAUGAUCAUUGAUGCUGUUAUGAAAUGUGCCGACCUUGCUUUAAGGUUUUUGGCAUCAUCUGACGAAGAGAUGGUGAUAAAAGUCCUAGACGCUCUCGAAUCGAACAACUGUUACGAAAAAAUGGCCGAAUUAUUACUAGCCAUUGGACAAAAUCGCCAAGCAGUUGUUGUACUGACCAAAUCACGGCAGUGGUCGAAGGCUAAGCAGGUAGCCAUCGAGUUCGUUCCGGACAUGGUUGCAGACGUUGAGGCUCAGUAUAAGGAAUGGCUAACAGAGGAAGGGCGGGUUGGUGAACUAAUCGACGUCGAUGUCAUCUCAGCUAUCGAGCUUCUCAUCGCCAAAGGUCACUGGGAUAAAGCUCUAGAUACUGCUAGGCAACAAAAGCACAAACCUCUCCUUGACAAAUAUGUGGCCCAGUACGCUGCCGAACUACAUGCCCAAAACAACGUCGAUCUGAUGCUGAAAGUGUUCGAGAAAUACGGAGCUUCAUCAAAUCCAGCAAACUUCAAUAUCUACAAAGCCAUCGUAGAUAAGAUUGUUGCUCAAUCAUUCCAUAAUCCUGCAGAGGAGUAUGCUCAACUUAGUCCAGUUAGAAACCUUUUUCUUUCCGUCUGUGAACAACUUAAAAAAGAAAACUCUGAAAGCAAAGAGAUUUUCGAAAGCCAGUCUGAUGCAAUUAUGAAUUCGCAGGAGAUUCAGACACUGGAUGCAAGUAAGCUUCGCUUGCAGCAAUCGAUUUCCCUGCUACGCUACUCAGAUCUCAUUCCUGCCGAUCGAGUAUUUUUUCAAGCAGGAAUGGCCUCUAAGGAAGCUGGUGGAGACUAUACAGGUUUAGCGUUUUUGUUACUAAAUCAUUACCUUGAUCUUGUCGAUGCUAUUGAGGAAGGUGAGUUUCGCUCAGAGCUUCAUUAG
Molecule: messenger RNA, 3586 nt
Organism: Angiostrongylus costaricensis
Lineage: Eukaryota; Metazoa; Nematoda; Chromadorea; Rhabditida; Metastrongylidae
Source: the annotation of a GenBank genome assembly